AUGGAUAAACAUUCAACAAUAUAGGAAUUUUGUAAAAUUCACAAAAAUAAAUAAAUAAUCUAUCUCAAAAUUGACCACUAAAAAGCUUGCCUUAUCCCAAUGUGCUCUACUUGCGUAUUUUUAAAUAGGUCUCUGGAUAAUUUAUUGGAGAUUGAAGAUAUUUUGUCAAAUUAGAAAACUAUUCUUAAUUGGCCACCAUUAAAAAAUCCUCAAAUGCUAAAUGAUGUCUUAGAAGAGAUUAAAAUAAGAGAUAUAGAAUCGAGUAUAUCAGAAAUUUAGGAAUAAAUUAAUAUUAUGAGAGAAUAGAUGAGUUAAAGAAUUCAUUUGCUUGAGAAAUCUCUAAUUUAAAGAAUGAGUGAGAAUCAUGAUAUAAUUCUAAAUACUUAUUCAAAAAUCUCUUAAUGCUAAAGCUUAUGUACCCUUGUUGCUUCUUAUUCUGGAAAUCUCAAUCAAAUCUCCUCCUCUCAAGAUAUCAAGUCUAUGCUUGAAUCAUUAUUUGAAAAAUAAGAAUAAAAUGAAGAAGAAUUAUAAAAAAUUUUCGAAAACUCUAAAACUAAUAGCAUAGUAAAGGAACAAAUUCGAGGCUUUAGCUAAAAAAUGAAUGAAUUCUUUGAUUUAUUUAGUAUUACUAAUAAUAAUCCAGAAAAAACUCAAAAUAUUGAAAACUAAGGAAAAAAAGGAGGAGAAUUUUAGAUAACACCUAGUAUUCAAGAAUCCAUAGAUAAAAAUGAAGAGAAGAUAAAGGAGUUAAAUGAUAAAAAUGCAGAGCUGGAAAAAGAAAAUGCAGAGCUGAAGGUAGAAAAAACAAAGCUGAAGGAAGAAAAAACAGAGCUAUAGAAAGAAAAAACAGAGCUGAAAAAUGAAAAAAAAAACCUGGAGGAAUAAGUUGAAUAAUAUAUAAAGUAAGUAAACAUAUUAAAUGUAAAUAAUGAGAAUUUAGUGAGUCUUUCGAAUAAAAGUAAAUAUUAUCUUAAUGAUCAUUUACUCUAUGUCAGAUUAUAUAGAGGUUUAAACUGGGCUUGUGAUGAAUAAAAAUGUGAAUAAUGUACAAAUAAAAGUUUCUAAUCAGGUUUCUGUAGCUUGCGAUGUGAUGAUAGUGACUAUGACUGUUGCUUAUCAUGUGCUCUCGAAAUAGGUUUUUCUAUUUAGCCACAAGAUUAAUAAGAUAAUUCAAGUGAAGAUAGUGGCGAAAUUAAUGAUUCUGAAUUAGAAUUAAAAAAUUUAUAAGUAAAUUAUAAAAACUUGACUCUUCUUAUGAAAGAUUACCUCUAUGAUUUAGAUUCUCAUGAGUGUUAUCUGACAUUUAAGAGAGAAUCAAAAACAAUGACUUGGAAAUGUGAUGUAAUGAACGAUGAAUGUACUAAUUAAGAGUUUACAAAAGUUUAUGAUGGAUUUGUUUGUGAAGAGUGUGGAUAUGACUGCUGUUUACCAUGUGCUCGUAAAAAUGGUAUUAAGCAUAAAUAGGAGUUAAACAAUAGAAAUUCAGAGCUGGAAUAAGAAAAAAAUGAGCUACCAGAACAUUAAUAAGAUAGUUCAAGUGAAGAUAGUGAUGGCUUCAGACGUGUAAGACCGAAUCAAAAACAAUGA
Tetrahymena thermophila SB210 is the source of this 1587-nucleotide messenger RNA. RefSeq lists its product as hypothetical. Lineage: Eukaryota; Ciliophora; Oligohymenophorea; Hymenostomatida; Tetrahymenidae. The record is from RefSeq and is a predicted model, not a curated record. The transcript has a single exon.